This is a messenger RNA of Orycteropus afer afer, 1413 nucleotides long. It is a transcript of the gene ACP6, whose product is annotated as acid phosphatase 6, lysophosphatidic. NCBI's taxonomy places the organism in Eukaryota, Metazoa, Chordata, Mammalia, Tubulidentata, Orycteropodidae. The record is from RefSeq and is a predicted model, not a curated record. Gene Ontology annotation, molecular function: phosphatase activity. Gene Ontology annotation, biological process: dephosphorylation.
CCCCGACGACCGCGAAGGGCUUGUGCUCGCCUCUUGCAGCCUCGUCGCGGAGGGCAGCUGAGGGGUGACCGCCAUGAUCACUGGUGUCUUCGGCAAACGCGUGUGGGCCCCGCUGGGUGUCCUGACUUCGAUAGGAUACUGCCUCCACCAGCGGAGAGUGGCCCUGGCGGAACUGCAGGAGGCAGACGACCCGCGUCCGGUCAACCGCAACCUGCUGGAGCUGAAAAUGGUGCAGGUCGUGUUUCGACACGGGGCUAGGAGUCCUCUCAAGCCGCUCCCGCGGGAGGAGCAGGUAGAGUGGAACCCUCAGCUCUUAGAGGUCCCUCCCCAAACUCAGUUUGAUUACAGUGUCACCAGUCUGGCUGGUGGCUCAAAACCACAUUCUCCUUUCGACUCUCAGUACCAUGGGACCAUACUGAAAGGGGGCAUGUUUGCUGGGCAGCUGACCAAGGUGGGCAUGCAGCAGAUGUUUGCCCUGGGAGAGAGGCUGAGGAAGAACUAUGUGGAGGAUAUCCCUUUUCUUUCCCCAACCUUCAACCCACUGGAGGUUUCUGUUCGUUCCACUAACAUAUAUCGGAAUCUGGAGUCUACUCGGUGUUUGUUGGCUGGGCUUUUCCAACGUCAGAAAGAAGGACCCAUCAUUAUCCACACUGAUGAAGCAAGCUCUGAAGUCUUGUACCCCAACUACCAAAACUGCUGGAGCCUGAGGCAAAGGACCAGAGGCCGGAGGGAGGCUGCCUCUUUGCAGCCAGGAAUCUCAGAGGAUCUAAAAAAGGUGAAGGAAGGAAUGGGCCUUGGCAGUGGUGACGGGGUGGACUUCCUCAUCCUUCUGGACAAUGUGGCUGCUGAGCAGGUGCAUAGCCUCCCAAGCUGUCCAACACUGAAGAGGUUUGCACAGAUGAUAGAGGAGAGAGCUGUGGACACAGCCUUGUACAUCCUGCCUGAAGACAGGGAAAGUAUUCAAUUGAUGGUAGGCCCUUUCCUCCACAUCCUGGAGAACAACCUGCUGAAAGCCAUGGACCCUGCCACUCCACCCGGCAAGAUCAGAAAACUGUACCUCUAUGCAGCUCAUGAUGUGACCCUCAUGCCUCUCUUAAUGGCCCUGGGGAUUUUUGACCAUAAAUGGCCCCCAUUUGCUGUUGACCUGACCAUGGAACUCUACCAGCACCAGGAAUCCAAGGAGUGGUUUGUGCGGCUCUAUUACCAUGGAGAGGAGCAGGUGCCAAAAGGAUGCCCUGAAGGACUCUGCCCGCUAGACAAGUUCUUGAACGCCAUGUCCGUUUACACCUUAAGCCCAGAACAAUACCACAGACUCUGCUCCCAGACACAGAUGAUAGAACUUGGGAAUGGAGAGUGAUUGGUUUAUAUAAAUAGGAUUUGUUGAUUUUUAAAAUAAAAUGUCUCUUCACAAUG